AUGGCCACCACCAACAAUGCCACUACUAUUGAUGAUAUCAAGCGGUCGCAUCGUAGGCAAAGACGAAUGACUAUCGAGGCUUCCUUGGAUCGUUUUGACCCACAGAUGACUGAUACCGAGCUCAAAUCGGCGCCACGAUUAUUGGCGGACGAUGAACCAAUACAAUCGCUACCCCCAAAAACACCAGCCUCUGCACCCCCGGUUACUUCGUUCAAUGAUUCAUCGGGAAUGACCUCUAAAGAAGCAUCAUCAAAUCCACCUUGCGAGGGUGGCUUUAAUUUGGUCUUGCGUCCAAUGAUGCGACAACCAAGUGCACUUACGUUUUCACCAUUUGAUCUUGACGACGACGACGAAGAUGUCGAUGUCGAUGACGACGUGGAAUCGGUCACUGGCAAAGAGAAUACUGCGAAUAACACCACCAACAACAAGAACAUUAUUGUCAGUCCGAAACCAAUGACAAAUACGAUCGAAACUAAGAUUUCCACAAAUGUUGAGUCAUCCAACUACACCAAUCCCAAAAUUCAGACUUUGGCUCCAUCCACAAGCAAAACGAGCAAGUCCAAGAAGGAUCGCAAGACAAACAAGAAGAACAAGAAGAGUAGCGCUGAGAUCAGACCUUUGCUUCCUUCGAGUGGAACUCUUUCUCGACUCCCGCUAGUCACUUCCAAACGGAAAACCAAGCGAGCCUCCACAGGAUCCGCCUUGACAAUGGAAGAUGUUGGGAAUCAUUCUUCUACUACUGACACAAAAGCAUCGCUGUCAAUAGCACGGGAUGGAUUUUCCAAGUCUCGAAAAGGAAGAAGCAAGUCACCAUCGUCGAGACUGCAAGAGGGCAAGAGGGAAUCA
Molecule: messenger RNA, 846 nt
Organism: Cylindrotheca closterium
Lineage: Eukaryota; Bacillariophyta; Bacillariophyceae; Bacillariales; Bacillariaceae
Source: the annotation of a GenBank genome assembly